Molecule: messenger RNA, 5020 nt
Organism: Halichondria panicea
Lineage: Eukaryota; Metazoa; Porifera; Demospongiae; Suberitida; Halichondriidae
Exons: 2
Coding region: 179-4903 (1574 amino acids)
Cellular component (GO): cytoplasm
Molecular function (GO): protein binding
Source: RefSeq, a predicted model, not a curated record
GACCACAGAGACAACAAACAGUUUUACUGUACAUUACAUGAGAAUGUAUGCAGCUGCAUGAUUAAAGCAUUCAGUAACAAGUUGUGCUGCUUAGACAACAUCCACAAAGUUUGAGAUCUGUCAAAAGAAUGUGAACUGUAUUUUCCAAUCUACAAACAAUCUUAUCGAAUAAAGACACAUGUACGAAAGCAUGGAUCUAUCUCCACCGACACAAGGAGAACAAAAGAAUGAACAGCCACAACAAGUGAGCAGUCACAGUCCGUCAGCUCAACACACUAGUUGGCCACCAACUGUUUACGGCCCACACUCCUCUCACACUAGAACAGAACAAUGUAUCACUGUUUCAGAUACCACUCAGAUGACUACUAGCACUCAUUCACAGUCAAGUGAUCAUUUCCAAUCGUCCAUUAGCGCUAACACUGAACAAAUAGAGGCUAGUCCUCAAGAUUAUGACUGUCUGGGUACUCCACCAGCUAAAAGGGUGUGUUUCGAUAGCCCUCAACAGCUUAAUUCUAUAGCUACAAGUACACGUCCGUUGUCUACGGGAACUAGAAGAAAAAAGUACGAAACUAGUUCAUCAGAUACUCCACUUGACAUAAGGGUUCACCUUGAUAUCCCUCAACAGUUGGCAGAUAGCUCACGUCAGUACGAGAGUGAUGAUAGUGAUACAUGUAUACAGCAGUAUGAAAGUGACAACUCACUACAAUCUGACGAUGAAUAUUAUGAGACUGAUGAUGACACAAGCCAACAACAUUCUACAGCAAGUUCAAGUCAAACAACACCGGCUGGUAGUCAAUACUUAGACUUCAACGAAAUGUACACUGAACUUUAUGAAGUCAGUCCAAAAUGGUACAACCUAGGCCUAGCACUGGGCCUUGAUAAGAGUACCCUCAAUAUCAUUAAACACAAUAAUAAAGAUGAAUGUGGAACCUGCUUAAGGGAAGCCCUAGAACAACGAUACGAUCAAAACACAAAGUUAACGUGGGCAGAAAUAGACAAAGCUUUAAGAAAACCUACUGUUCAAAUGAUCACAUUGGCUGAUAAAAUACAAGAAAAGAUAUACACAAAAAGCCUAUCAACAAGUAGCUCACAGCCUAGCAGUGACCCCACUCCAGAAUGUGUUGUGAGGUACACCAGCUUCCUCAAAGACAGGUACAAACAGAUGUCACCUUUUCCAGACGAUUGGCCACCACCAUUGAAAGAGAAGUUUACAAAACUAGCUCUAAUAGAGAGAAAGAAACAGAUUCGCUUAACUCAAGCUAAACAUCAACCAUCAAUCCAGUAUGAUUACGCUACUGGUAAUGUGGACAAUAUUAUUGAGAGAAAGAAAGCGAUUACGCUAGAACAGGUCUUCGAGCCUUUAAGUGGCGAUCCUGAAACAGCUGCACCAAACAGGUACACUGUUGUAAUGGACGGAGCCCCAGGAGUAGGCAAAACCACACUCAGCAGGAAGAUAUGCAUUGAUUGGGCACAAGGGAAGCUCAUCAAGGACCACCACAUUGUUAUCCUCAAACCACUAAGGGAACUAAGAGGUCACACAGCUGCCUCACUCUCUGACCUAAUAAACGCUGACGACCCUGAACUAAAGGAGCAAAUCGUGAAGUACAUACAAAAGACGUCAGGUUCCGGAGUCAUGUUCAUCUUUGAUGGUUUUGACGAGCUGAGCAGUAAGCAACGAUCUGAUAAGAGGACUAUUUUUUGGGAAAUCAUUCGAGGGAAUCGCCUACACAACUGUUCUGUGCUGGUUACAUCACGCUCAUACACCUCAGGCCCACUACAAGAAAUCAACCGUGUCAAUCGACACGUUGAAGUAUUAGGAUUCAAGAAAAAGGAUAUUGAACAUUGUAUUAAGCAAAACGUUACAGAUAAGGAAAAGGCAAAGAAGCUAAUACAGAUGCUGAAAGAGAGGUUGGAUAUUGUCUCCCUAUGCUAUAUCCCUCUAAACUGCAGGAUUGUACUGUAUGUCUACCAGCAACAAGAUACCUUACCCGACACACUCACACAACUCUAUGAGGUAUUCAUUCUGUACACACUCAAACACUACAAGAACAAAAUAUUUCAAGAACGAGAGCAUGAAAUUGACAAUGAAGAGAUAGAACAUGCUAAUACUAUAAAGAAAUUACCAACUCAAGUUAUCAAAUGUCUAGACUGCCUGUCAGAAACUGCAUUCACAGGAAUGACUCAAGACAAACUGAUCUUUGAACGUACAGAAGUUACCAAAGAAAGAGAUGCUUUGUCACUGGGACUGCUAAACUUAAUAAAGUGUACGGGAGUAUUGGAGGCUCAUUAUUAUCAGUUCCUUCAUUUAACCAUUCAAGAGUUUCUAGCAGCCAGAUAUCUCGCACUAACAAAGAGCAACAAAGACAAACUAGAGUUUAUUACAUCCAAAAUUGGUGAUGAUAGAUUUAGAAUGACUUUACUCUUUCUCUCUGGAUUGACUCAACUUAAUUUUCUUCCCAUUGAACAAGCCUUCCCAGCUCCGAAAUCAAUAGACACUCGUGUGGAACAUAGAUACAAAAAUAAAACAAAAUCUUUGCGAACAGAAGAAAAAUAUCGUUUUUUGUUCCUAGCCCAUCUUCAAUAUGAAAGCCGACAAACAACACAAAACUGGCUCUUGCCCUGUCUGGUGACCAAUUCACUCAACUUGUCAGAGCAUAGCCUCUCUCAGUUCGACUGCCUUGUCUUGGCCAACUUUCUCGCCCUAACUCCCAAAGAUCACGUGUGGGAUGAGAUAAACUUGUCCCAGUGCAGUCUCACUAAUGACCGCUUCAUGACAAUAAUUACAAAGAAACAUUCACAAAGAGACAUUCCAGUAUUGUGCUUAACUAAACAAUUAGAUGUCACUUCUAACAAAAUCAAUGCUGAGGAUUUACAUGUAUUGAUGCCACUAUUAUCAGAAGAGUCGAAGGUGGACAGCAUUAGUAUCCCACACCACGAAUCAUGCACUCAGUCAGGAGGUGCGAGGAAAUUAAUAAAUUUACAUUUUUGUCAACACUCUACAGACAAUCAAACAGUGCUAUCAAGUAGAGAGAUGAUCGUUCCCACAGAAUCAAAAAUUUGCUCAGGAAUUCUUACACAAUUUUUAAAGUUUAUUCGACCUGAAUUUUUGACACUACUAUCACUGGCUGGCCCAAAAGCUUUUGAAGAUUGCCCGGAUUGUUCUGGCUCUGGAAAUGAGGCUUGGGAAAGUGUUUGCAAUGUCAUCAAAAAUAUACAACACCUUCAAAUUCACAAGAGCCAGUUCCAUUUAAACGAUAUUACAACACUAAUGGCAGCUUUGCAAAACAAGAGAAACCUGCGUACCUUGCGUUUACAUGGAAACACAAUAAGCCACGAGGGUCUAAUACACUUACGAAAUAACUUGCCAGUGAAUGUACGUGCUCACAUUUCAACAUCUGAUAAGGUUAAAUUGGCAAUGUCAGUACACAAAGACAAACUAGUUCAUGUUGAUAUUGAGUCACCUGACGAGUACAUACAAGAUGUUGACUCAGAGGAUCUAUUUAUGCCCUUUAUGCCAUUGCUAGAAGAAGAUCUGCCAUCGGAACUACAUAGAGUAACUGUUACCACUAAAUCAUUCGUGCCCAAGGCUCUACUCAGGUCAAUAGGAAAUAGCAAAACGGUAAUUAGUUUAAUACUAGCCGAACUUUCUAAUGAGGAGUUCACAGAAUAUGCUGGGGAAUUACGAGAUAUGCUUAAAAAAACCGAUAGUUUGCAAACACUGAAACUGGACUCGUGUAAACUGAAUGACACGUCUAUCAAACAAUUGGAGGAUGGACUCUUACUCAAUCCAACUGUGGCACUCAAGUUAAAAUACUCUAGUUGGGGAGACAGCAGCUGGCGCAAUGCACUACUUACAGUGAGGUCUCGAAACCUUUGUGAGCUAAAUUUAGGAUUUACUUUGAAUGAAGAAAAUGUGAGACAACUUUCAGAGAUAGUCACAACAUGCAAGCAGCUACAAGUCUUGGAAGUAAGAUUAAGCGGUAAUUCAAAAAUUUUCUUCCAUGCUCUAUCAGAUAAUCAAAGCCUGAGAGAACUCAGUAUCGAGACUACUGGCAAGAUGGCAAUAUUGUUGUUUCAAACACUCCCAUCAACUUCUAUCACCACUUUAGACUUAUCAAUGCCUUUCGGCAGUGUUGGACUUGGAAAUGAAGGAUCUUUAGCCUUUAAAGAGUUCAUUCUUGGAAGUAAAGUGCUAACUGUUUUGAGAGUUUACAUGUGUGGUUUAACAGAUGCAGCAUUCAACGGAAUAACUUUUACAAAGGACUCUCCUUUGAGAGAACUUAUUCUCAACAAUAAUUAUAAAUUGGAGAAUGGUUGGACAGAACUUUUCAAUGGUCUUUGUUCAUCAUGCAUCACCACACUAGACGUGAGGUAUAAUAACUUGAAUGGAGAGGAGUGUUGCACAGCUUUGAAAUGUCUACUCAUCAACAACAAAACACUGACUGUUCUAAAAAUAGGUCGUUGGAGGGAGACAAAUCAUGACAUGGUUUGUUGUGUUGCUGACGCUCUGUCACAAAAUUGCUCAUUGAUGGAACUAACAAUCAGCACCAAAUUAACCACUGCGGGAUGGACAAAACUAUUUGAAAGCUUACAUGAAAACACAAUGUUAAACACGCUAGACUGUAGUGGUUAUUUACAAGUUGCUGGAUUACAAGUAUGGUACCAAAACAAUGAAGUCGCUAAAUCUUUGUGUGAAAUGCUAAUACACAAUCAAAACCUUCAAAAUCUAAGUAUUGACGAUGAAUUUAUUGAGGGUCAUUUAAAAGAGUUUGCAAUGGCAUACAUUCAGAGAAAGCCUGUCCUAAAUUUAACUGUUAGAUAUUUGGAAGAUAAGUUAGUGAAAGAGAUCGAGGGACUUGAAACAGAUACUGAUAAGGAGUACAACAUUAGAAACAGAUACUAACCACCACUGUAGAUUUAGAGACUGUUAUAAUAUAAUGCCUCGGGCAUACUUUGUUUUGCUCAGAGUAUUAAUUAAGUGUUAUGGAAAACGUUCGGUAGAAAUGUACAAAUCAUAUUA